GCGUUUAGUUGGUAGAAAGCGCAAAUGGCUUCGCACGUACCAUUCGUACUAGCGUUUUGCGUUCUGUUUCUGUGGGAAGACUGCAGUUGUACUCACCAUGAACCUAACAUGGCAUCUGGUAGAACAACCAUUGUUCACCUUUUCGAAUGGAAAUGGAACGAUAUAGCAGAAGAAUGUGAAUCAUUUUUAGGACCUUACGGAUAUGGAGGUGUGCAGGUUUCGCCGCCGAAUGAAAAUGGUAUCGUGUGGGAGCCUUCGUGGAACAAGGCGAUCAAGCGGCCAUGGUUUGAGAGAUACCAGCCUGUAAGCUAUAAGCUUUUUACUAGAAGUGGAAGUGAGCUGGAGUUCAGAGAUAUGGUCAGACGUUGCAACAAUGCCAAUGUCAGAAUUUACGUUGAUACAGUAAUCAAUCAUAUGACUGGAAAUAUUGGUGCAGGCCACGGUACUGCAGGCAGCUACUUCGACCCAGGAGUACCUAAGUAUGAUGGAGUUCCUUACGGUCCAGAACAUUUCAAUUCCAGGAAUAAAUGCCCUACAGGAUCUGGAGACAUCGAAAACUACAACGACAAAGUUCAGGUUAGAAAUUGUAAACUCUCAGGGCUGAAUGAUCUGGAUUUGAGUCAAGAGUAUGUAAGAAACAAAAUCGCAGAAUACAUGAACAAUUUGAUUCAAAUUGGAGUCGCUGGAUUCCGAGUGGACGCUGCGAAACAUAUGUGGCCGGACGAUCUGUCUAUUAUCUAUAACAGAUUGAACAACUUAAAUGAAGUGUACUUCCCUGCCGGACGAAAACCUUUCAUCUACCAGGAAGUCAUCGACAUGGGUGGAGAACCCAUCAAAUCUGAAGAAUAUGUCGAAUUUGGUCGCGUUACAGAAUUCAGAUAUGGAAAGUAUUUGGGUGAUGUCAUUCGGAAGAAUUUCGACCAGCGAUUAAAAUACCUGCGUAAUUUUGGUGAAGACUGGUCAUUUGUGUCGGGAUCGAAUGCUUUGACUUUCGUCGAUAAUCAUGACAAUCAAAGGGGCCAUGGAGCUGGAGGCUAUGGGAGCAUUCUCACUCACAAACUGUCACGGAUGUAUAAAAUAGCCGUGGCUUUUAUGUUGGCCUGGCCUUACGGACUUCCAAGGGUAAUGAGCAGCUACAGCUGGACAGAGAACGUCGUGAAUGGAAAGGAUACCAAUGACUGGAUUGGUCCACCGGCUGACAGCAAUUAUAACAUUACGAGUGUCGUAAGAAAUUCGGAUCUUACUUGUGGAGGUGGAUGGGUAUGCGAACACAGGUGGCGCCAGAUCUACAACAUGGUAAAAUUCCGAAAUGUAGUUGGUUUCGAAACCGUUCAAAACUGGUGGGACAAUGACUAUCACCAGAUUGCCUUCAGUCGGGGCAACAAAGGUUUCUUGGCCAUAAACAACGAAAACCAUGCACUGGACCAAAAUUUGCAAACCGGAUUGCCAGAAGGAACCUAUUGCGAUGUCAUCUCUGGCAACAAAGAUGGAGGACGAUGUACAGGGCGUAGUGUGCAAGUGGAUAGCUCCGGGCAUGCGCAGAUUCAUAUCGACCAUUCUUGGGAAGAUCCAGUGAUUGCAUUACACGUUGAGGCAAAGCUUUGAAGCAGACCAGCUGUGAUUACCAAGGUUAUUAACGACACUAAAAUGAAAGCAUUAUCGUUAAAAACUGGGAAGAUAUAACAAAUUUAAGGUUUUCUUAUUACUUUAAGAGCCAAACAGGUAUUUGCUAAAUUGUUAGAAAUUCCUUGCUGUUAAUCCAAAAGCUUAGAUUUUUAUCCUUUUGUACAUAUUACGAUGAAGUGUCCCUAAUAACUCUAAAAAGUAUAAUAUAAAUAAAUAAAUAAAAAUAGUUUGACUGUG
Molecule: messenger RNA, 1863 nt
Organism: Stegodyphus dumicola
Lineage: Eukaryota; Metazoa; Arthropoda; Arachnida; Araneae; Eresidae
Product: pancreatic alpha-amylase-like
Biological process (GO): carbohydrate metabolic process
Molecular function (GO): alpha-amylase activity; cation binding
Source: RefSeq, a predicted model, not a curated record